This is a messenger RNA of Schistocerca gregaria, 845 nucleotides long. RefSeq lists its product as uncharacterized. Bases 2 to 646 code for a protein of 214 amino acids. NCBI's taxonomy places the organism in Eukaryota, Metazoa, Arthropoda, Insecta, Orthoptera, Acrididae. The transcript is spliced from 5 exons. The record is from RefSeq and is a predicted model, not a curated record.
CAUGGGAGGCCGCCGGGCGACGCCGGGCCACCACACGCUCGCGGGCGCGUCCACGUCUGCGUCAUCGGCGCCGUGCUCUCCACCACCGCUGCCGCUAUCGCCGCCGCCGCUGCUGCUGCUGCUGCUGCUGUUGCUGCUCCCCGAGCCGUGCCGGGCCCAUGACACUGGCGUUAAUGGGAUGUGGCCGGUGCUGGGCGUGGCGCUGGCGACCUUCCUGUGCCUCUCCAUCUGCUUCUCCUGCUGCAAGGUCUACUUCAUCCGCAGGCGCAUGGAGGACGAGGCGGCAGCCACCAGGGCCAGGGCGGCGCGCGGAAACCUCUCCUCCCCCUACAUCGUGGUGGCGAUGAUCUCGCGGGACUACGAGCGGCAAGCCCGCGGCCGGCCCGGGGAGCGGCCUCUGCGGCCCUUCGUGGCCGGCCGCCCGCCGCGGCUGCCCCCGGACCUGGGGGGCGGGCAGGCGCUGCCGCCGCCGCCGUCCUACCAGGAGGCCACGGCAGCGCCGCCGCCAGUUUUUCCAGACGAACCACCGCCCCGCUACUCGGUGGCCUCAGGGGACGACAGCGCGGCGCCCGUGGCCAGAGGUGACGUCACCAGCACGAGCGGUCCUCAGCAGCAGCAGCAAGGCGGAGGGCCGGUCCGCGUCUGAUCCCACCUGCGAAGCUCUGCCUCAGCAGCGGCGCCUGCGACGUUACAGACUGUGUGUUCUCACGUGGCUUCCGUGUGACUCGUUGAAUAUAAAAAAAGAGACCUGAUAUUUAUUUAGAAAGUUGAAUUUAAAUUAUUAAGUUCCUCUAUUCCUCCUAGUACUCCACUCUAAAUGAGAAUAAUAUAUUUUUUUGAAGGCU